CCCACCAAACCAAAGUCCUCAAUCCUCUAGAGCUCUCUCUCGCUUUCGCAAUGGGGAACUGUGUGACGAGCGUCCAGGAGCAGGGGCUGGCCGGAUGCCGGCCGGCGGCGAUCGUGAUCAACCACCAGGGCGGGCUGCUGGAGUUCAGGCCGCCGACCACGGCCGGCCAAGUCGUCGCUCGGAACCCGGACUGCUUCCUGUGCUGCGCGGAGUCCAUGAGGGUGGACUCGCGGGCGGUGCGCUUGGGACCCCGCGAGCCGCUGGAGUCGGGUCAGAUGUACUUCCUUCUCCCGCUCUCUCGCCUCACUUACCGGUUCACGCUGGCCGACAUGUGCGAGCUCGCCGUCAGGGCCAGCUCCGCGCUUGGUAGUGGUUGCGAGUGGGGUGCUCCGGUGACGUGGUCGGCGGGAGACGUGGGGGUGCCGGUGGGCAAGGUUGGCGCCGGCGCCGCUUUCAAGCCGAUCUUGGGAACGAUAGACGAGGCUUUCUGACGGCCUGCCGGAGAGAGUGGCCUCUGAUUUUUUCUCUUCUCCUGUCAUACAUACAUCUGUGUAAAAAAAUGAAGUACUGUAUAUACCUGUUUGAACAGUGAGCCCAAA
Molecule: messenger RNA, 599 nt
Organism: Nymphaea colorata (pocket water lily)
Lineage: Eukaryota; Viridiplantae; Streptophyta; Magnoliopsida; Nymphaeales; Nymphaeaceae
Exons: 1
Coding region: 51-491 (146 amino acids)
Source: RefSeq, a predicted model, not a curated record